AUGCGCGUCAGUGAUACUUUCAGUUCCAAACAUCCGGCGAGAGCCAAUGGAGUGGAUCCGAUCCAAACUACCAUCGUUGACCUUUUCGACUACUGGGCGCAUAAAACACCAGACAGAACUGCCGCGGAAUGGGAAGGCAAACGACUGACAUACUCGGAGUUACGAACUGCAUCUUUACAUGUCAGUCAGGCGCUUUUGAAUGCGGGAGUGGCGCAUAGAGACCAAGUCCCGCUAUUGACCCGCAUGUCGCUGGAAAUGCUACCGGCAAUCAUUGGAAUUCUUAGAGUCGGAGCGUGCUAUGCACCAAUCGAUGUAGCAGUAUGGGGUGUCUCUAGAAUUGAAUACGCGCUCGACGCCCUGUCUUCUUCUGUGGCGGUUGCUACGACUUGGUGCCCUGAGGUGCAGCUUCCGAUCGUAACGGUCAAUUUCCAAAGAAGCUGGUUCCAUGCGUCAUUAAAGGAAAACGAAACACUAGAAAAACAGUUGUCAGAUCGAAGGAGCGCGUUGCAAAAUAAUGACCUUGUUUGGAUAUUUUUCACCUCGGGAACUACGGGCAAGCCAAAAGGUGUCAUGAUUCCUCAUAGUGCCGCGUACGCCUAUUCACUGGUACAAUAUAUGGAUCAAAACACAGAAGACGUCGAGUUCCGCAAUCUGCUGGCCUUUUCGGUCUCCUUCGAUGGGUGCGCCUCAGUCAUGUGGGCGACAAUUACGCAAGGUCGAACAUUGGUCAUGGCUUCAGCAUCAAGUUUUCCGGAUGUCAGUGUCACAUGCGAUGCAUUGAUGUUGACCCCUUCUAUGCUGGAAAUACUCGAUCCACUGGGUCCAUAUGAACGAGUGCGCUAUAUCUUUCUGGGCGCAGAAGAUCCGAGUCGUGAGGUGGUACGUCAAUGGAUCACACCAGCUAGAAAGGUUUUCACAACGUACGGGCCGUCGGAAACCACGUGUAUCAUAACACUCGGUAGAAUUGAUCCGGAUACAGAGAUAAGUCUGGGCGAGCUCCUCCCUGGAUUCAAAGUCGUGCUCGUGGACGAGAACAUGGAAGAGAGUGAUCGCGGCGAGAUGAUGAUCGCAGGUCCUGGUGUUGGUCUGGGAUAUCUUAACAAUACCGAGUUGACGAACCGAAAAUUCAUCCAGUGGAAGGGUGACCGGUUCUACAGAACUGGUGACCUUGCCCGUAAGAAUACAUCCGGACAGUUUGUAUGGGCAGGUCGAGCAGACUCGCUAGUCAAGAAUAGAGGCUUUCUCAUCAAUCUCGAAACGGAGGUAGAAGCUACGAUGCUGAGCUUUCCCUCAGUCCAGAAAGCCGUCGCGCUGAAAUGGCGGGAUAGACUUAUCGGAUACGUUCAGCCUACUACAGUUGAUACCACGGCUUUACGAGACUUCAUGAAGACUCGUGUCGAUCCGUUUGUUAUACCUGACGAUAUAAUCAAGAGAGAUAAGUUCCCUCUGAACGUCAAUGGGAAAAUCGACAAGGUAGCGCUUGAGGCUCAGCGCGAGGAGAAGUGGCAGUCGGAACAAGCGCAUAGCGAGUCUGUACUGGCUGCUGGGUCGAACAUGAACGGAGUCGAGCCACGAAGCAACGGUGUCGAAAAUUCACACAUACUAAAUGCAUUGCGAGGAACUUUUUCCAAAUGCCUACACGUCGGACAAGCACAGCUAAAUGAAGAGUCUUCCUUCACGUCGUUGGGGGGAAACUCAUUUAGCGCCAUUCGAGCGUCACAGUCUCUUAAAAGAUUUGGGUACGAAGUAUCGCCUGUCCAGAUAUUACGUCUAGACACGAUUGGUGAACUGGAGCGGAUCGUACGAGAAGCACCUUCUUCAGAACCAAGGCUUGAAACGAAUGUUCUAUCGACUAAUGAUUCCGAGCGCAUACCGGCGACCCCAGUUCAGGUCGUUCACCUCCGGAGAUCGAUUGAAACUCCCGAGGCUGCUGCUCUUAUCGGUACAGCGAGAUGGAUUGCGGACGCGCGCAAAACGCCCACACCGUCAGAGCUUCACAAAGCUUUCAUCAAGGCACUCUCAGCGCAUGAUGUAUUCAGCACCAGAUUUCAUUUGGAAGAUAUGACUUUCUCCAGGCUCGAUCGUCUCAAUUUCGAUUGGCGCGAAGUCAGUGUGAGGGACAGCGAAUUUGAAGAAGCAUGUAUUGCGGCAGAGCAACAGACAAGAAGGGACAUGUAUCCUUUGUCUACCAGCGAUAUUGAGGUGCCUUUCUAUCGGGUAACAUGCAUUUCUGUGCCUGAUCGUAAAGCACUGGCUUACGUGACUGGAAUACAUCACGUUCUUGUCGAUGUUAUUGCACAAACAGUCCUCGCGCGGGAUAUAGAUCUGGCUUUGGCAGGAGAAUCUAUACCUCAGGGCCCUAGCAUGAAAGAGUUCGCCCGGUAUAUGAAUCAGUACAAGCAGCGAAAGCUCGAAGAUGCGAUACGCAUGGUCGAAAGUAUGGUGCAGCCAUUAGCUACCACGGCAGUAUUACAGCUGCCCCAACCAAACGAGUCUCAAGGUACACGAGAGGUCGGCGGUGAGCAAAACUCCUCGGAUCAGGGUUUUGACAGCACCUACCUUCGUCUGAAUGCGCCCGAUGUGAUUAUUCGGAAAGCCGAUCUCGAUGCAGCGGCAGCACGCCUGCGUUGUACACCGAGUACGUUAGUAUACGCGGCCUGGUCGCUGUUUUUGCGCAGCAUCAGUACCCCAGACUGCCAGGAUGCUGUAGGAUUUCGCAUCAGUCUCUCAGGCCGAACCGUCUCCUGGGACAAAGUGGACUCGGUCGUUGGGUGUCUAACAGAUAGUGGACCUUUUGCUACGCGAGUUCCAAAAGACCAUACCGACCUAACCAUCUACGACUGGAUCGCCCAGGUCCACAAAUCUACACUGAAUUUGUUUGAACUGGAUGGGCUUUAUCAGGCUUUGCCUAAAUCCUUGCUGUCGGAUCCGCACACUAACACUACUAAUGUGCUUUGCUUUCUCAAUAUGGAUCCACCGUCGACGCCACACUGGAGCUACGCUGAAACUCAGAAACACGUUUAUCACAUUUCUUGGUAUGCGUUCCAAGAUGGGGACAAUGUUGCUACUCAGUUCGAGAUACAGCGCCAGCGUGUGGAUGCCGAUUGGGCGGUUUCAAUAGCUAGUGUUCCUACUCGCUUGCUACAACGUCUUGUCAAUGCUGAUGAGGGUUGCCUUUUGGCCGAUUUUUUCAACUAG
This is a messenger RNA of Periconia digitata, 3198 nucleotides long. The record is from the annotation of a GenBank genome assembly. NCBI's taxonomy places the organism in Eukaryota, Fungi, Ascomycota, Dothideomycetes, Pleosporales, Periconiaceae.